Messenger RNA from Eptesicus fuscus (big brown bat), 2244 nucleotides. It is a transcript of the gene DTX4, whose product is annotated as deltex E3 ubiquitin ligase 4. Gene Ontology annotation, biological process: Notch signaling pathway; protein ubiquitination. Gene Ontology annotation, cellular component: nucleoplasm. The coding region runs from base 1 to 1872 and encodes 623 amino acids. The transcript has 9 exons. Gene Ontology annotation, molecular function: ubiquitin protein ligase activity; zinc ion binding. Lineage: Eukaryota; Metazoa; Chordata; Mammalia; Chiroptera; Vespertilionidae. The record is from RefSeq and is a predicted model, not a curated record.
AUGCUCUUGGCCUCGGCGGUGGUGGUCUGGGAAUGGCUGAACGAGCACGGCCGCUGGCGUCCCUACAGCCCUGCCGUGAGCCACCACAUCGAGGCGGUGGUCCGCGCCGGCCCCCGCGCCGGGGGCAGCGUGGUGCUGGGCCAGGUGGACAGCCGGCUCGCGCCCUACAUCAUCGACCUGCAGUCAAUGAACCAGUUCCGCCAGGACACGGGGACCCUCCGCCCAGUUCGCCGCAACUACUACGACCCGUCCUCAGCCCCCGGCAAGGGCGUGGUGUGGGAGUGGGAGAACGACAACGGUUCCUGGACGCCCUACGACAUGGAAGUGGGCAUCACCAUCCAACACGCCUACGAGAGGCAGCACCCCUGGAUCGACCUCACUUCCAUCGGCUUUAGCUACGUCAUUGACUUCAGCACCAUGGGCCAGAUCAACCGGCAGACCCAUCGCCAGCGCCGCGUCCGCCGGCGUCUGGACCUCAUCUACCCCAUGGUCACGGGCACCGUGCCCAAGGCCCAGUCCUGGCCGGCCAGCCCGGGAUCAGCCGGAUCAGCCGGAUCCGCGGGAUCAGUGGCCUCACCACCAGGCCCGCCCUGCUCUUGCCCGCAGUGCGUCCUGGUGAUGAGCGUCAAGGCAGCCGGGCCCCCGCAGCCUCCAGCAGCCCGCAAGAACAUGCCCCCACCCGGAGCGGUCAAGCUACCCCAACCACCACCAGGGCCUGGGGCCAAGCUCCUGGACAGCACGGGCACCAUCCGAGGCCCCGUGAAGACCGCCCCAUCCCAGGCAAUCCAGCGACAGGCCGCCAGCACUCCGGCAGGGGCGGCUGGGGGCUCUCCUGCUAGCCCCCCGGGAGCCAACGGCAAGACAGGAAGGGUGGCCCUGGCGACCUUGAAUCGGACCAACCUGCAGCGGCUGGCCAUGGCGCAGUCCCGGGUGCUGAUCGCCUCUGGGGUCCCCACUGUCCCAGUGAAGAACCUAAAUGGGUCCAGUCCUGUCAAUCCUGCCUUGGCAGGCAUCACUGGGAUCCUCAUGAGUGCAGCGGGGCUGCCUGUGUGUCUCACCAGGCCUCCAAAGCUGGUCCUCCACCCACCCCCCGUCAGCAAGAGCGAAAUAAAAUCCAUCCCAGGGGUUUCCAAUACAAGCCGCAAGACCACCAAAAAACAAGCCAAGAAAGGUAAAACCCCAGAAGAAGUGCUGAAGAAGUAUCUGCAGAAGGUCCGGCACCCGCCAGAUGAGGACUGCACCAUCUGUAUGGAGCGCCUCACAGCUCCCUCAGGCUACAAGGGCCCGCAGCCAACGGUCAAGCCUGACCUGGUGGGAAAGCUGUCCAGAUGCGGCCACAUCUACCACAUCUACUGCCUGGUUGCCAUGUACAACAAUGGCAACAAGGAUGGCAGUUUGCAGUGUCCAACCUGUAAGACCAUUUAUGGGGUGAAAACAGGCACCCAGCCUCCAGGGAAGAUGGAGUACCACCUCAUCCCCCACUCGUUGCCUGGCCACCCAGACUGCAAAACCAUCCGGAUCAUCUACAGCAUCCCCCCUGGCAUUCAGGGACCAGAACACCCUAAUCCUGGGAAGAGCUUCAGUGCCCGUGGUUUCCCGAGACAUUGUUACCUUCCAGACAGCGAGAAAGGGAGAAAAGUUCUGAAGUUGCUGCUGGUGGCCUGGGAUCGCCGCCUCAUUUUUGCCAUUGGUACCUCCAGCACAACGGGCGAGUCAGACACCGUCAUCUGGAAUGAGGUCCACCACAAGACAGAGUUUGGCUCUAAUCUCACUGGCCAUGGCUACCCAGAUGCCAAUUACCUGGAUAAUGUGCUGGCUGAACUGGCUGCCCAGGGCAUUUCUGAAGACAGCACUGCCCAGGAGAAGGACUGAACUGGAAGGGCUUUGGGGGAGAGGGGCUGUGGGGACCACAGGGUAGGAAGUGAGGAGAGUCAAGGUAGAAGUUGGUGCAGUGCCCUCCAGACUCCCUCAUCUCCCCUCCUGUCCUAUCUCCAUUCCCCAUUCCUCCCAGCCACAGAGGGGAGCCAGAUUGAAUAAGAGGAUUUCAUUCGUAAACCUCAUCCAUUACAAAAGGGACAUGAGAUGAGGGCCAUCCCCAGUCUGUUCCCAUGGAGUUUUCGGUGCUGGGUAGUCAAAAACACCACCCCUCACCCCCUGAGUCGGGGGCAUGGUCAGCACACUUAGGGUGUGGACAGUGCACGGGCACUCCAUAUCCUGGCCUCGUGAAGCCUAAGGGUCAUUGCC